AGCGACUGGAGGGUUCGGAGCAGGCGGUCUUGUCUCGAUCCCGCUUUUCCCUUCCCUGAUCGCUGCUGGUCUCCGACUCCACUGCUGCCACCAUGUCGGAGCGGGAGGAACGUCGCUUUGUGGAGAUCCCGCGGGAAUCCGUUCGGUUGAUGGCAGAGAGCGCUGGUGUGGAGUUGACAGAUGAGGUGGCUGCCCUGUUGGCUGAGGACGUCUGUUAUCGCCUGCGAGAAGCAACUCAGAACAGUUCCCAGUUCAUGAAACACACCAAACGCCGGAAGCUGACCGUGGAGGACUUCAACCGAGCUCUUCGCUGGAGCAAUGUGGAGGCGGUGUGUGGCUAUGGCUCCCAGGAGCCCCUCCCUUUCCGUGCCAUUAAGGAAGGAGAACUUUAUUUCCAGGAGGAUCGUGAGGUCAACUUGGUGGAGCUGGCUCUGGCAACCAACAUCCCCAAGGGCUGUGCAGAGACAGCCGUGAGAGUUCACGUCUCUUACCUGGAUGGGAAAGGGAACCUGGAACCCCAAGGAUCCGUUCCUAGUGCCGUCUCGGCAUUGACGGAUGACUUGCAAAAGUAUUACCAGCACAUGACCCGGGCUGUGUUGGGGGAUGAUCCUCAGCUGAUGAAGGUCGCCCUUCAGGACUUGCAGACCAACUCGAAAAUCGCGGCCCUUCUGCCUUACUUUGUCUACGUUGUGAGUGGGGUCAAAUCGGUGAGCCACGACUUGGAGCAGCUGAACCGCCUUCUGCAUGUGGCCAAGAGCCUCAUCCAGAACCCCUACCUGUGCCUGGGCUCCUACGUCAAGAGCCUCAUAGCCAGCGUCAUGUACUGCGUCCUGGAGCCCCUGGCGGCCUCUAUCAACCCCCUCAAUGACCACUGGACCCUCCGCGACUACGCUGCCAUGCUUCUCGGCCACAUCUUCUGGACUCACGGCGACCUAGUCAGCGGCCUGUACCACCAGAUCCUGCUGUCCUUGCAGAAGGUGCUGGCAGACCCCGUCCGCCCCCUUUGUUCCCACUAUGGGGCCGUGGUGGGGCUGCAUGCCUUGGGCUGGAAGGCUGUGGAGCGGGUUCUGUACCCCCAUCUCUCCACCUACUGGUCAAACCUGCAGGCCGUGCUGGACGAUUACUCGGUGUCCAAUGCUCAGGUGAAGGCUGAUGGGCACAAAGUCUAUGGGGCUAUUCUGGUGGCUGUGGAGCGCCUGUUGAAGAUGAAGGCACAGUGUGCUUCCGCACCAACCCAGGCAGAGGGUGCAGGGGGAGAGGGGCGUGCACGGGAGGGCUAUCCCUGGCUCAGCCCCCUCCAGGACCCCCAAGUGGAGUUUGGCUUUGGCAUUGCCAGCCACCUGCUACAACUGGGCAGCGGAGGCCCCCAGGCGGGCAUGGGCAUCUCUGCCAAUCCACCUGCCGUCUCUCUGAACGAGAUUUACCAGGAAUUGUACUAUUUCUUUGGGGACAGCUUGGCCACCCGCUUUGGCACAGGCUCCGGGUUGUGUCCCACAGAACCGGUGCCCGCCAGUACACCCAAGGUGGCAGACAGCAAGAAAGAACAGCCUGCCUUUGGGACUGGGGAUGCAGUGCGAAAGAUGCCCCAGCUGACCGCUAAUGCCACGGUCAGCCCACGGGAAGAGGAGAGCCCUCGCGGAGACUUUUCAACCAGCCGGCCAGCCUUGCACCGUUCGGCCAGCCUGGCCCGGUCCCGCAGUGCCUCCCGCCAGCAGGGGCACCGGCCUGGUAUCCGGGACGUCUUUCAGAAGUGCCGCUUCUCCCCACAAGGGGGCCCCCGUUUCAGCUUUGUGAUUGCUGGGUGCCAGGUGGUGCGCCGGUGCCAGGGCCGCCUCUUCCAGACCUGUUUCCUGCAGCACCACGGCCCCAGCCCCGUCUCCCGCUAUGCCCAGAAGCUGCCCAUGAUUGGCAGGACCAGUAAGCCCGUGAAGAAGUGGGCCCACUCGGAUUAUUCACUGUACCUGCCUCUUUGAGAAAUAUCCUGUGCGUGCACACAUCUGAACCAAGAGACUGUUGCGGGCUCUGAAUUCGUCUCCGUCAUAUAGUGCUGUGCCAUGAUAAACAAAAGGGCAGAGCUGCAUUAUUAAGAUUGUUCCAGGAUUGAGGACUCACAUUGGCAUCGUCUUCCAAGGAAGCUGGGCAUGCAUGUUUUUUAUCCAAGCUCCCUCACACCUGCCAGGUGGAAUUCUUUGCUGUUGGCCUCCAGACCAAAAAAAACCCCCUUUACUUUGGCAGGAGAAGGGUGGGUUUGAACAUGUGACUUUAUACACUGUCAGUUCUUUGCUGCUUUUCUUAUUUAUUGAUUUACUAAACAUGCAUACCCCCUUUUGAUACUCAUUUUCCAAGUGUCAGUUACCUGUGGUUCUUAAACCCAACUGUUCUCCUGUCAGCACCAUAAAACCUGUUGUGUUACUGACCCCUUUGGACAGACUCAUUCUCUGCGAACAGUAGACCCUUCAGGCACUUGUUUGUCAGAACCCACCUUUUUGGAGUGAAGGCACUCUCAUGAAAACUGGGGAAGAUUGCCACAUUAUUAUUUUUCCCUCCUGCUCGUCCAGACACUGUUUGCCAUCAGAGCACAAAGAGCAUUUCUGCUGUUAUCUGCCUUGUAGACUCUUCCUGAACUGUUUUAAGACUUUGCUCACACACUGUGUUGCGUGUAUUCCCCUCUCCCACCCACCGAAAAUCCCAUCUUUACAUGCCCUGGAUAAAGCCUGUUUUUAGUUCCUAAAAUUAUAUCCUGCAAAGCCAGGUCUAUGCCCGAGAUGGAUGUUAAUUUUGGAAACACUGAAUUCCUUAGUAAGCAAACUGAGUAGGUGUUGCGGGAGCAGUAGGAAUAGCAACAGAUUGGGGGGAGGGAGCAAGUGAGUUGCAUAUUGCAACAGCGGGCAGGGGCCUUUUGUAAAAUUAAUUUUUUGUA
Molecule: messenger RNA, 2920 nt
Organism: Eublepharis macularius
Lineage: Eukaryota; Metazoa; Chordata; Lepidosauria; Squamata; Eublepharidae
Gene: TAF6L
Product: TATA-box binding protein associated factor 6 like
Exons: 11
Coding region: 93-1973 (626 amino acids)
Biological process (GO): transcription initiation at RNA polymerase II promoter; RNA polymerase II preinitiation complex assembly
Cellular component (GO): transcription factor TFIID complex; SLIK (SAGA-like) complex; SAGA complex
Molecular function (GO): transcription coactivator activity; protein heterodimerization activity; RNA polymerase II general transcription initiation factor activity
Source: RefSeq, a predicted model, not a curated record